Messenger RNA from Amaranthus tricolor (Joseph's coat), 1443 nucleotides. RefSeq lists its product as uncharacterized. The record is from RefSeq and is a predicted model, not a curated record. The transcript has 2 exons. Bases 194 to 1033 code for a protein of 279 amino acids. NCBI's taxonomy places the organism in Eukaryota, Viridiplantae, Streptophyta, Magnoliopsida, Caryophyllales, Amaranthaceae.
AUUUAUUUUUUUUAAAGGUGAUCAAAUCAUAAUUUUUUUGCAAUCUCAAUUAUCCCCAUAAACUUAUCAUCUUAUCCACACAACUACAAACCUUCCACGUGGACACAUUUCCUUCUCUCCUUCCAACAAAACUUUCCCCAAAAUAAUCAAACACUCCCUAAACUCAUUCUUCUUCUCCAUCUUCAAUCCUCCAAUGUCCAUAUCCGGAUUAACUAAUACCUUUUCGAACCCUAACCCUAGAAUUUUUAAUUCAAUUUCUGUAUCUUCAAAUCCCCAAUUAUUGAAUGGAAAUUACAGAUUCAAAUUUAGGGUUUGUGCUAAAGUCACUACCCCUGAACCAAAUGCUGGGGUUUUGGGUCAAUUUUCUGCUCCUGUGAAACCUAGUAGCUCAAUGACAUCGUCUUCUUCUCCGAAGAAGAAAACGGAAGAUGAAGAAAAGCAAGAUUACUAUCUCAAUAUGGGUCAUGCUAUUCGCUGUUUGCGCGAAGAAUUUCCUGAAUUGUUUUACAAGGAACCCAGUUUCGAUAUUUACAGGGAUGAUAUCGUGUUCAGAGAUCCCCUUAAUACCUUUGCUGGCAUCGAUAACUACAAAUCAAUCUUCUGGGCUUUACGAUUCCACGGGAGGAUAUUUUUUCGGGCUUUGUGGGUUGAUAUAUUAAGUGUAUGGCAACCAAUGGACAAUGUCAUAUUGGUCCGUUGGACUGUCCAUGGAAUCCCGAGAGUCCCUUGGGAAAGCCAUGGUCGUUUUGAUGGUGUUUCGGAGUACAAGCUCGAUAGAAAAGGGAAGAUUUAUGAGCAUAAAGUUGACAACAUUGCUCUCAACUCGUCUCGGAAGUUCCAGGUUCUCUCUGUCGAGGAAUUGAUCCUUUCCCUUAGUUGCCCAUCAACACCAAAGCCUACAUGCUUUGAGUUUUCUCCCCCUUCAUCCGAACUCAUCCCAUUUGCGGGAAAGAUGAAAUCUGUAAGUAAUUACUUGAAUAACGCCCUGGAUUUUUCACAUGGACAUGAUGCGCAAACAUCUGAGAGAUCAUAGUCGUUUACUGAUAAGUAAAUUUUGCUAGUGUUAUAUAUACUUCGAGCUUAUUCAUCGUUAGUGUUGGAGACCUAUAUAGUUGGCUUACCGCUGCUUGAACUAGCAAAGCAUACGCCUGUAAGUUAUAUACUAAUAAAUCAUUACGGUAUGCUGGAACUCGAUGAAUUCUUGUAGGAUUGUAUGAAUUCGAAUACCCAACUCGAUCAUAUGUAAUUAAGCAAGGUAUAGUAUUGUAAAUUGUAAAUUGUUUAUAUAGUAUACCUAUAUAAAGCGUAUAAGUUGAAUUUUAGGUUCUCCUUGCUAGUUGCUAAAUUUGCUUUGGAUUUAUUCCUCCGUUCGUUCUGAUUUGUUUGUUUGCUGUUAAUAUGUAAAAGAAAUUAUUUUGAAUUUUUCAUGUUCAUGGCUUGACA